Microtus oregoni (creeping vole) is the source of this 2745-nucleotide messenger RNA. RefSeq names its product CUGBP Elav-like family member 6 (gene Celf6). The record is from RefSeq and is a predicted model, not a curated record. The coding region runs from base 202 to 1584 and encodes 460 amino acids. Lineage: Eukaryota; Metazoa; Chordata; Mammalia; Rodentia; Cricetidae. Gene Ontology annotation, cellular component: ribonucleoprotein complex; nucleus; cytoplasm. Gene Ontology annotation, biological process: mRNA splice site recognition; regulation of alternative mRNA splicing, via spliceosome. The transcript is spliced from 12 exons. Gene Ontology annotation, molecular function: mRNA binding.
CCAGCCGGACUCAGGCGCCCCGCCCUCGACCACGCCCCUUUCCAGCCCGCCCCGCCCCUCGCUCUCUGCCGGGCCCCGCCCCCUGAGUAGCCCCCCGCCCUCGCAGCCGGGCCCCGCCCCCUCCCCCAGGCCCUCGCCAGCAGUCCGGGGAAGGGACGGCGGGACAAGCGGGACAAGCGGGAGGGCAGACGGGGCGGGGAUAUGGCCGCGGCUCCCGGAGGGUCUGCGCCGCCCUCCGGCCCCGGCCCGCGCCUGGCUUUCAGCACCGCGGACAGCGGCAUCGGCAUGAGCGGGCUGAACCCUGGUCCCGCGGUGCCCAUGAAGGACCACGACGCCAUCAAGCUCUUCGUGGGGCAGAUUCCGCGGGGCUUGGACGAGCAGGACCUCAAGCCGCUGUUCGAGGAGUUCGGCCACAUCUACGAGCUGACCGUGCUGAAGGACCGGCUCACCGGCCUCCACAAAGGCUGUGCCUUCCUCACCUACUGCGCACGGGACUCUGCUCUCAAGGCCCAGAGUGCACUGCACGAGCAGAAGACCCUGCCAGGGAUGAGUCGUCCGAUCCAAGUGAAGCCGGCUGCCAGUGAGGGCCGAGGAGAGGACCGGAAGCUGUUUGUAGGGAUGUUGGGCAAGCAGCAGGGUGAGGAGGAUGUCAGACGUCUGUUCCAGCCCUUCGGCCAUAUCGAGGAGUGCACUGUCCUGCGGAGUCCUGAUGGUACCAGUAAAGGCUGUGCCUUUGUGAAAUUCGGGAGUCAAGGGGAAGCUCAAGCUGCCAUCCAGGGACUGCACGGUAGCCGGACAAUGACGGGCGCCUCAUCCAGCCUGGUGGUGAAGCUGGCAGACACCGACCGGGAGCGCGCGCUGCGGAGGAUGCAGCAAAUGGCUGGCCAGCUGGGCGCCUUCCAUCCAGCGCCACUGCCUCUCGGGGCCUGUGGCGCCUACACCACUGCGAUCUUGCAACACCAGGCAGCAUUACUGGCGGCGGCGCAGGGUCCUGGGUUAGGCCAGGUGGCCGCGGUGGCCGCCCAGAUGCAGCACGUGGCGGCCUUCAGCCUGGUGGCUGCACCGCUAUUGCCUACAGCAGCCAACGCAUCACCUGGUGGAGGUGGUCCUGGUGCACUCCCCGGCCUUCCAGCGCCCAUGGGGGUCAAUGGAUUCGGCUCCUUGACCCCCCAGACCAAUGGACAGCCAGGCUCCGAUUCGAUCUAUAACAACGGGCUUUCCCCUUACCCAGCAGCCUAUCCCUCGGCCUAUGCCCCAGUGAGCACAGCUUUUCCCCAGCAGCCUUCAGCUCUGCCUCAGCAACAAAGAGAAGGCCCCGAAGGCUGUAACCUCUUCAUCUAUCACCUGCCUCAGGAGUUUGGGGAUGCAGAACUCAUACAGACAUUCCUGCCCUUUGGAGCCGUUGUCUCUGCCAAAGUGUUUGUGGAUCGUGCCACCAACCAGAGCAAGUGUUUUGGGUUUGUUAGUUUUGACAAUCCAACCAGUGCCCAGACUGCCAUCCAGGCCAUGAAUGGCUUUCAAAUCGGCAUGAAGAGGCUCAAGGUCCAGCUAAAGAGACCUAAGGAUGCCAACAGGCCUUACUGAUCUGCAUUCACUGGUCAGUCACAGACAGAAACUGAAGAGUGAGAAGAAAGGAAAAAGAAAAGCACAGAAAUGCUGGAGUGGCCCUACCGGAAGGAGUGGCAGCAAACGGAGGUGGACCAGACCCAGGGCUGGCGCCUGGGGCUCAGGCCACUCAUCGUGUGGGUUGUUCCACGGAGUGAUCAAGCUGGCAGGGCAACCAGUGCUGGCUGAGGAUCGACUGAUCUAAGGGAACCAGCAGAGGGCCUUGGGGGUGCCAAGGGCUUCUCAGCAAGGGAAGCCCAAACUUACUUUGUUCAGAAUCAUAUCAUUCCUUAGUGUUUAGGGACCAAAGGACUAUUGCUUUUUUAAAGAAUAUCUAAAUAUAUAUAUAUAUAUCUAUAAAUUAAAACAAAGAGAAAACAGAAGAGAGACAAAAAGACAGUAUAGAGUCUCAUAAAAGCUGCCUUUAACUAUCCCUAGGAGACAGGGUGAAGGAGACCCUUAAUAGCCAGCCCCAGCCUAGGCAGAGGCGGCUGUGGAAGACUGUCCUGUGUCUCAUUCCUUCUGAAGCUACUCCCUUCCCUGCCCUUAAACAGAAAUGACAAAGGAUGUGAAGCCUAGGCUCAUAGUCCAGCAACAAGAUGGUUAUGGAAGCAGCGAAUCCACAGUCCCAAAACUCAGAUAGUAUCCCUGAGGAGGCCUCAGGAGGAUUCAGGCCUGCGCUGCUCUUUGCUAUGCUAUGAGGGCCCCGGCCAUCAGAAGUGGGAAUCUGCCUUUCCUUCACGAUGCCCUUUCCUGGGGAGUCAGAGCUUCCCCAGGCAGGAAGAAAGAGGGAGCCUUUUCCUUCCCAGUCCAGGUAGACCAAGGCCACACCUUUGGCUAAGCUGAGACACCUCCCGUUCCCCUCCCCUUGUGACUGCCCCAGUGUCCCCUUGCUUCAGGCCACCUUCUGUCUCUUAGUCUGUUUGUCCACCUGUGAAGUAGACUUGAGUCACACGCCGAGGGCUGUGACACAGACACGGAAGGCUUGCUGCUGUAAAUACUGCCGUGGAGGAGGGGAUACUUUAUCUAUGUAGAAGCUUCAGAAUUAGAGGUCCCUCUUUACCCAGGACCCGGGAGGGAAGUAGAUGUUUUGCCAAAAUACUAAUUCAUUCCUUUAAAAAGUCCAUCUUUCCUAUGCAA